Messenger RNA from Solea senegalensis (Senegalese sole), 2862 nucleotides. RefSeq names its product sperm-tail PG-rich repeat containing 2 (gene stpg2). The record is from RefSeq and is a predicted model, not a curated record. The transcript is spliced from 14 exons. NCBI's taxonomy places the organism in Eukaryota, Metazoa, Chordata, Actinopteri, Pleuronectiformes, Soleidae. The coding region runs from base 160 to 1863 and encodes 567 amino acids.
GUUGCCGUGUAGCUACACGGUAUCUUAGCAAUGAUACACACACCGACGGAGCACAGACAGCGCAAAACACGGGGGAAACACUUUAAACACAAAGUUUUUUGCGAUAGUUAGACUUAUUCAAUCAAUUCUAUCAUUUUGUUUGUUUUUUUGAAGUUAAACAUGUACGGACGAGCUCCACGAGAGACUUUGAUGACGUCAGGCGUCACUCCAGGUGCAGUCGGUCCUGGAACUUACGACGUCACUCAGUUCACGAGUAAAAUAUCAGAGGGCUAUGCUCCAUUCUUGUCCCUGACCAACAGACAAUCAGUGUUCAAGUCCAGUGAGAUGGUGCCAGGACCUGGACAGUAUGACUCCACAUCCAUCAAGUUAAACGUCCAUGGUGGCCACAGUCUGCAGAACCGCUCCAAGCGAUUUGAGGAGGUGGUGUCAGAGGUUCCGGGCCCUGGGGCCUACACUGUGCCGCCUGCCUCAGAAAACUUGCUCAGGGCUGUGACGGCUGAUGCAGGACAGGCUGGGAGGCCUGGCAGGAAAAAGGCUCAAAGUCUCUGGCUAGUUCGACACUCAGAUAUUGUGUCCAUUCCUUCACCGGGCCAAGCUUAUGGCUAUGAGGAGGACGCCCUGGGUGUGCUCCGCAAGCAACAGCCUCCGCCCAGGGACAGGACCCUGGGACCAGCCUACUACAACCCAAAGUCGGAGAUGAGCGCCGCACACAAGUAUAAAGGAGUCCACUUUGGCAACAGGACAGGAAAGAGAGACGAGGAGACAAUGGAGGUGGGACCAGGUCCAGGACAAUACUAUCCCGAGUUAGUCAUAGAAACACACUAUGAAAAUAUAAGCCUUCAAAAGGAACAGAAAGGCAGAGCUGAGCUUAACAUCCCUCGCUACCACGAACUGGUGCCCAAGCAAGAGGAGAAGAAGGGAGUUCCAGGGCCGGGCCAGUACCACAUCAGAAGCCAGUUUGAGAAGCCUGUGAAGUCCAGUGCCUGCCCCUUCCUCUCUCAGACUGAGAGAUUUACCUCUGUGAAAGAAUUGUCGCCUCCUGUCGGUGAAUAUAAUGACCCACGCUGUGCACUGGAGCUGCUGAAGAGGACGACGGGAGCGAAAAGAAGCCCAUUUGGCAUCACCGCUGUGCGCUUCCCACCUGACAACAGAAAAUGCUCCACACCAGGACCAGGCUCCUAUAAUGUGUUUGAGCAGGGUUUAGCCCAGGAGAGUUUUAAAAAGGCCUUUUUAGAGCAAAGCAGGAAGGGGGGGUUUGGCUCCACUGCUCGGCGCAUCUCCUUGUUUCACAACAAGACAUUAAUACAGGCCCCAAGUCCAGGACACUAUGAGACAGAAAAGAAGACAGAGGAGCACUACAAACGGCAAAACACAGCUGCCUUCAAAUCAGCCACAGAACGUCUGUCAUUAUCACUGCUUGCUAAAGAUUCUCCUCCACCCAACAGUUACAAUGUGAUUCAGACAUAUGAGAAGUUUAAUGGCCACACUUACCGAGAGCCACGAAGUGAUGAAGCCAAGAGACGACAGAAAUGCUUCCUGUCCGCGGCGCCGCGGGGUGACUUCUUCCUGCCAUGUGAUCCCAACAUGCCAGGCCCUGGUCAGUACAACCCCAGUGUAAAGUCCUUCCCUCAGAUGACUCUGAUCACCUCCAGACAGGAUCGAUUCAAAGACGCCAUGAACACCAAUCCUGGACCAAGCACUUAUCAGCUGAGUCCAGGUAUCAUGAACACAGUCCUUAAGGGCACCUUCAACGUGACACUUGACAAUCCUCUGGGUCACUAUGUGGCCCCCGGCCCUUUGAGGACCCAUAGGACCAUUAACGCUGUCAUAUCCAACACCUUCAUCAGCACCGGCACGUCUUAGAGCUCUUUGGGGGUCAAACCGUAGAAGUGAAAGGCGGUGUUUUGGAGGAAGAUAACUGCUCUUUAAUCAAUAUUGCAAAGUGAAAUGCCUACAUGGGCCCUGCAUCAACAACAGAGGGCUCCCUGGUUCUUUUAUUUUUCACUAAUAACAAUCUUGGCACACCACUUUGUUAAUCAAUAACAAUUACAAAAAAAAAAAAAUAUUGACAUGAAUAUUGCCUUGAGUCCUUUGAAAGCAUGUUAGUCUUGAAGAGGACAUCGAGUCCGUACAGGACUUUAUAACAGCAAUUCAAAUAAUCAGUUGGACAUAAAUGAGACUAAGAUUAAAAAUGGUACAUUGGAUUUUUAUUUGACUGCUGAAAUUAGUUCAUUGCAGUAAAAGCUGGAUGAGUGUUAGAUUAUCAAAAUUGCUUGAUUUGGGCUUCAUUUUUAAGUCCAAGAUAACCAAGAUCAACUAUAAUUGUAUUUCAUUUAAUGACCAGUGAUCAACCAGUGCAUGAGACAGGAAAAAGAAAAGCUAUUUCAAAUCCUUAAAGGUCCAGUGUGUAAAAUUGAGGUGAAAUUAUCUGGUAGAUAUUGACAUUUUUAAACUUAGGUUUGUAUAAAUUGUUGUCUUCCCUUUCAUAUUUAUAUCAAGAGCUGAGGUCUCCAUUUUUGACCAUCAUGUAACUGAAUGCUGCAAAGGUUCUCCAACACGCUUGGAAGAGAAGUGUGAAGUGUGAGGUGAGGAAUUUUCUCCUGCAACUCCACCAAUAACUGUUACUUCAUUUUACAUACUGUAAUUUAAGAUGCAUACAUCGUUGCUUCGCAUGCAUCAAUCAUGAAGCUAUUUGUUAUGUAUGUGCGCUGACCGUCAGAGAAACACGUGUGAAAGUCACAUAAAGGACUCAUAACUUACAGUAUGUUCCAGUUUUGUCGUACACUACUGUACUUUACUUAGUGAUCGAUACAGCCUCACCAAUGUUUUUUUGCCCACCAACAUUAAUAAACAUACAUCUAA